Messenger RNA from Naegleria gruberi, 1443 nucleotides. RefSeq lists its product as uncharacterized. NCBI's taxonomy places the organism in Eukaryota, Heterolobosea, Eutetramitea, Acrasida, Naegleriidae. Bases 1 to 1443 code for a protein of 480 amino acids. The record is from RefSeq and is a predicted model, not a curated record. The transcript has 7 exons. Gene Ontology annotation, molecular function: monooxygenase activity; oxidoreductase activity, acting on paired donors, with incorporation or reduction of molecular oxygen; iron ion binding.
AUGAUAUUGACUCUCACAGUGAUCACACUACUGACCAUUCUGUGCUAUGUUGCCAUUAAAAUUUAUUUAAAUUAUCAAAAAGUUUCACACAUUCCAGGUGGAUGGCAAGUCAUGAGUUUCUUUUGGAGAAUUCCAUUCUUUUCCGAAUACAUGUUUGUCAAUAAUCAUCAUGCAAUUUUAGAUUUGAUGAGAAAGAAGGGAGAUUUAGAGAAUGGAAUUACAAGAGUUUCACUCAUGGAUAGAAAUCUUGUCUAUAUUUCCAAUAAGGAAAUGUUAAAGGAAGUCAUCAUUACCAAGGGAAAUAAUUUUCCCAAAUAUUUCAGACCAUACGAAGUAUUCAAGACAUUUGGUGAUAAUUUAUUGACCAUUUUGGAUGCCAAUUCAAGUUCAUGGAAAAGUCAUCACCAAAUUUGCUCGCCUGCCUUUACAUCUCAAAAUUUGGAGUAUUUGUGUGAAUAUUCGUCAGAGUGUGUUGAUGAAUUGUUCUCUACUCGAUGGGGAAAAAAGGAACAAGAGUUGGAAAUUGGAGGAAAAACUGUUAAGGGAUAUUUAACAAGAGAUAUCAAGAGUGAUUUCAGUGAUAUUACAUUGAGCAUUUUGGGACGUGUUGGAUUUGAUUUGGAUUUUGGAAUAUUUGAAAAGUCUUCUGAUUCUGAAAUUGCCAGUAAUGGAACUAUCAAGGAAAGAAAACAUGAAAUUGAAAAACAAUUUGGAAGUUCAGGAGAAAGAAUGAACAGAAGAGAUUUAUUGAGUUGUUUAAUUGAAGCCAAUUUAGUUCAAAAAGGGGUAUUGACAGAUAAUGAGAUCAAGUCAGAUGCAUUCAUCUUUUCGCUUGCUGGACAUGAGACAACUUCAACUACAUUACAAUGGAUUUGUUACGAGUUGGGAAAGAGACCUGAUAUUCAACAAAAAGCUCGUGAAGAAAUUGAUUCUAUUCUUGGAGUUGGUGAAUCAAGAAGAAACCCAACCUAUGAUGAUUUCCCUAAAUUGAACUAUCUCAAUCAAUGCAUCAUGGAAGGUUUGCGUUUGCAUCCACCUGUUCUUGCAAACUUUAGAGUAGCAAAGAAAUCUACCACCAUUGGAAAGUACAACAUUCCAAAAGGAACAAUUGUUGCAAUUGAUUUGUUUGGAUCACAUGCCAAUGAAAAUAAUUGGACAGAGCCAUCAGAUUUCAUUCCUGAACGCUUUUCAUCUGAUUUUGAGGAACGUCAAAAGACUCACACCGAUUUCACAUGGAUUCCAUUUUCAAUGGGUCAAAGAAAAUGUAUUGGUUACAAAUUCGCUCAAUAUGAAGCAUUCACCAUCUUGUCUCGUAUAUUACAAUUCUAUGAAAUCAUCACUCUCAACAAUGAAUCAAAUCCAAGUGAAAAAGUUAGAGAACUUCCAGGUCCAACUGUGGGACCUGGAAAUCUCGUUCUUUUCUUCAACAAGAGAAAAUUCUAA